Molecule: messenger RNA, 6342 nt
Organism: Trichomonas vaginalis G3
Lineage: Eukaryota; Parabasalia; Trichomonadida; Trichomonadidae
Exons: 1
Coding region: 1-6342 (2113 amino acids)
Source: RefSeq, a predicted model, not a curated record
AUGAAAGUUGUUAAAAGAAUUCGCAAGAUUAUACAUCGAGAUGGCACUCAAACAAUUUUAGAAGUAACGAAAGAAAAGAUUCCAGUUCCAAACGAUAGUAAAGAAAGCCAAAAUAAUCAUCCAUCAAUCAAACUACCUCAAAAUGAGCAAAAGAUACCUCCGAAUUUAAAUCGAAGAGGAAGUAUCAUCAAAGAGCCUAAAAUUUCAGACGGCCCACAUUUACAAUCAGGUGGAACUAUUGAUGGGACAAAUUCUCCAUCAACGUUUAAUCCAUCUGGACUUCCAACGAAUAUUGAUAAAUUGGAUCCUUCGGCAGAACGAUUUUAUUCUCGUACAUCUCAAAAGAUUCAGCUUGCACACUCCGCUUCAUCGCAUUUACAGGACGAUUCAGAAAAUCAACGUUAUGAACCCAUUGUUUACACGAAAGAUUCAAAGACUUACGAUAAAGUUAUUUACGAUUUUGAGUCAGCAAGCUCGGAUGAUAACGAAGAUCCAUCAUGCAAAGUUAUUGAUGACCGAUUUAUACGAUAUGUCUCUCAGAAACAAUAUGCAAAGUCCACGGAUAUACGAAAAGUUGUUCAGUUCCAGCUGAAAGAAGGAAUAGAGCUAACUCCAAUUUUAAAGAGAAUUCGACAAAAUUAUAACCAUGGACAGUUCAAUGUUCUAAAAGUAAACGAUAAUAAAUCUAAUUCACAACAAAUCAUUAAUUGUAAUCAGAAAUCUGAUAUUGUACAGAAAGGAAAAAGUAUGUCAGGACCAAUAUCAGUAGAAAGCUUUAAUUUCGAGUUCAGUGAGUCUGCCUCGAACGAAGAUGAUGAUCAACUACAUAGUUCUUUACAACUUGACUGUCCUUCAUAUAAUUUCAAAUAUAAUCGUGUCAAAAAGCAUAAAAAUUCAUCAAGUUCAAGUGAUUAUUACAGCAAUGAACCAGAAUUUACGGAUUUACCUCUUCCUGCUAAGAAAAUUAGAAAAUACAAACCAUUAUUUACUCCAAAGAAGAGAUUGGCAGCAGAACUUACUCAACCAAAGACAUAUCAUAAGCAUAAACCCGAACCAGUUGUAGAAUUCAAAGGAUCAUUAGAAAUUCCUGACGAUGAAACUUUUAUUAAACAAUACGGUUCAUUUAGACCAGCAUUGAAAGAGAAAUUCGAAGAAACAGAUGAUUUUAAGAAGUCUGAAAGCUUCCCAGCAUUUAUUGACCAGAACAAAAAUAAAAAUGUUAUUAAAAUCGAUGACAAGUACUAUGUUGAAAAAAUUGAAGACGGAUUCUUAACAAGAGUUAGAGUUACAGCUGAUGGACGUAAAUUAGUGUUAGUUUCUAAAGAAGAAAAGAAAAAAUCUCCAUCAAAAAAAUUAUCUCGAAAAAAGUCAACGCUUUCUGUCGAUAACAUUAAAUAUGCAGUUAGUGAUAUACCUAGCAGAGAUUCAGAGCUAUCUCUCAACGGAGUUUUCUUAAGCGAAAGUAGAAGUUAUAAUAAGAAACUUUCUAACGGAAGCCAAUCAGAUGGAGAUGCCAAAAUAUCAUCUGCUGAAUUUAGUACUCUUCCAGCAAUAAUUGAAGAACCAAUUAGAGAAUUAAAACAAUAUUAUGACGAAUCACAAGAUCCGCUUUAUCCAAGUAAAGACAAAUGGAGCGGAUCUACUGGAAAGAAUAAUUCUGAUAUAGAAACAAGUAAAUCUACUGAGAAAUUAAAUAAUGAAAAUUAUUCAGAGAGUAAUUCAAAACAAGAUAACUCUAAAGACAGAAUCCAUGAUAUAGAAAUUAAACCUAAAGGAAAGAAGAGGCAUCGGAACUCAGAAAUGCAUCGUCACGAAAAUUCUCUUGAAUCAGAACAUGUUCAUCACCAAAGAAGGAAAUCCGAUCAUUCCCAUCAUCACAAGAGAAGACCACGUACUCACCAUGAAUCUUUACAAAGUUCUUUGAAUCUUGAUUCAGAUGAAGUUUCCGAAAAGGUUUCUACCCAUGUCAGAAUGAUUCCUUUGCCUCCAAAAGACUCGUUCGGAAGAGAAAGUAGUUCAUCUCCUCAAGAUAAAAUUUUACAAAAUACAAUUUUGAAUUCAAGUCCUCCAAAAUCAGAAAUAGCGCAACCUGCAGUUAAAGAAACCACCCAAGAUACACUUCCACCCAUUAAUACUAACAUUGAAGCUAAAACUGAAGUUUCAUCUCAAAUUGAAUCUCCAAAAGACAAAAGUGAAGUUCAUACUGAUAUCAAAUCGCAUAGACAUGGUUCCAAACACAGGUUGCCAACACCUCCACGUUCUUUCCUUAACAAACAACAAGAAAAGAAUGAAAAUGAAGAAGAUUUUGAUAACGAAAACGCAGUUAAUGACAAUAACAACUGCAGUGUCAUUGCUCCAGCACCUCCUUUAUCAGAUGCAAUACUCUCCGCCAUCCAAACUCCAAGUCCUCAUCAGUAUUACUCAAGUGAAGAACAAUUACAGUUUGAAGAAGCUCCAAAACAAGGAGAAAUGUCUCCAACACGUAUGAAUCAUUCAGUACAAGACUCUCCAAUUGCUAUCAGAGCGAAUGUUGAUAUAAUUUCUCCGAAAUUACAUAAAACAAGGUCGAGCUCAUCGAGUUCGUAUUCAAAUGAUGAGAAAAUGAUUAAUACUGAUAAGAUACAACACAAUUUGGAUGUUAAAAACAUUUUCAACAUUGUUGUUGAUAAUUCAGAAGGAAUUAAGAAAGAAACUACCUCAGAUUCAAAGAAUACCGCUGAGAAAUUGACAAAAUCAGAUUCAAAUACUAAUAUUGAUGAUGAAAAUGCAAAAAUUAAAGAAGAUUUAUCUGAUAACAUAAAGAACACGUUUUCAUCAACAAAAUUGAAGAGAUCAUCAGGAUCGAAUAAAAGUGUUCGUUUCCAAGCACUUUUAAACGUUCAAAAAUCAGAUUCUGAGAUUCAAACUGACGAAACAGAAGAAGCAGAGGAAUAUUCGAUCCAAUCCAAUAAUUUCAUGAAAGAAAGAAUUGCUUUCGUACCAAAAUCUGUUGAUGAAUCUGAUGAUACAAAUAAUAAAGUUAAUAGCAAUGAAAAAGACUCUGAUUCAAAGGAUUCAUCAUCAGAGGAAGAGGAAAGACCACCAAUCCUUGAUGAAAACUCAGUUAAAUCUGAAAAUCAAAAAUAUAAUUCUGAUGAUUCUGAAAACCAGAUCAAAAUUCAAGAAGAUAAUUACAGCAUUAUCGAUGAAAACCGUCACCAUAGCUUCUCUUCAUCAGAUAAUAAAAAUGAAGAUUAUAUUGUUAACCAAAACGCUUCAGAGGAUGAAUCAUCAACAUCUACAAGCUCUCCAACUGAUCCUGAUGAACUUCCUUCUCCUUUCAAACCAGUUAUUGAAGAAAAUCCGAAGCCAUUCCAGCAAAAGAAGCCACAAUUGUCAUCUUCUGAAGAAGAUUCAAUAUCAGAGAACGAAAAAGUUGUUUUACUCCAAAUGCCGAAUGAAAAUAGUUUUAAUAAUAACGAUCAUCUGAAAACUGUUCCAGAAAAGUUCCAAGUUUCAUCAGAAACAUCAGAAUCAGAUCAAAAAGUUGUUGUCCAGAAGAAACCGCAUCUUUCUUCUUUAUCUUCCGAUUCAAAUUCAGACGAAAUUGAUGAAAAAACAAUUUCUGACAACAACUACGACCAAUUCAAAGAAAAAAUACCAAUAAAAGUGAUUUCUGAUGAAACUGAGAGCUCUGAAUUGUUUAUUCCAGAACCAACAGAGAAAUCUCAGAAAAAGAGAAGAAUUUCUCUCAAAAACAUGGAAGUUUCGGAGACAUUUUCUUCAACAACUUCUUCUUCAUCAGAAAAAGAAGGUGAAAUGACUAUUUUAUCUGAAGAUAUGAAGCCAGUGAUGAAUCCAAUGUCUAUUUCCCCUAGACAAGAAAAUUCUGAAUCAAAUGAUUCGUCAAAACCGCAAAAACCGUUAGAAAUUAAAACAAAAUUUGACAAUGUAAGUUCUGAUGAAAUUUCAAAGUCUCCGUUGAAUGCAAAAGGUAUAAAAGAGCUCAAUUCCAAGAUAACUUUAUCAUCUUCCGAAGAACAAACACCAGAAAACACUCCAACACCUUUGAAACAAAAACUAAAUUUGUCAUCAUCAGAGGAAAUGAAACAAAAAUUAAAUUUGUCAUCAUCAGAAGAAAUGAAACAAAAAACUUUGGUUUUGCCGCCAACACCGGUUAGAAUACAAACAAAACCUCCUAUGUCAUCAUAUUCUUCUUUAGGAGGAUCCCCUCGCCAACAAAAGAAAGAAGAGUUCGAAGAAGAAACAACGUAUUCAUCAUGUGAAAGUGAGAAACAAACAAAUUUAGUUGUUGGUUUACCUUCAUCAAUUUCGGAUCAAACAGAAACUUCAUCUGAUGUUCCUCAAAUGCCAAAUAUCAAAGCAGCAGAAAGAUUCAACUUCAAGAAGGAAAGUGAAUCUGAUACUUCUGAGUCUGUAAAUAUCAAAGAAAGAAAAAUUGAAAUUUCAGAUGAAGAAAAAUCAAAAAGUGACACAAAAAUUAAAAAUUCGGAUUCUGACAGUAUCAAAAUUGUUAAAAAUGCUGUUUUACAAGAUGAACAACCUGUUGGAUAUAAGUAUGACUUGUCAAGUGAUAAUGAUACACCGUGGAUGAACAAGAAAGAAAAUAUAGAAAUUAAAAAAUCAAAACAUCACAAAAAAGUUAAAAAACAGAAACAAAAAACUGUUGUUUCUCCAAAAAGUGACAGUGAUUCAGAAAUCAAGAAGAAUAAAAACAACGAAGAAGUUGUUAAUAACAAGCAAAAGGAAUACGACAGUUCAGAUUCCAUUAUUGAGAGUAUAUCAAACAAGAAGAAUAUGACACAAAAGGAAAUCGAAAAAGAAAUAGAAAUUGCAAAAGAAGAAGAAAAGAAAUUAUUGAAAAGUGACAGUGAUUCUAAGAAAAUUUCUAUUCCUUUGGAUGACAUCAUUGGCGAAGAAGAAAACGCAAGGAAACCACAGAAGAAACCACCUCUAUCUUCAGAAUCUUCUGCAGCUGAACCUCAAUCAAUUCGCCACAAACCACCAAGAAUUCCUCAAAUUCAUUCUCCUCCAAAAUCCGAAACAUCAAACAAAAAAUCAGAAAAAUCUGACAAAAAAUCCGAAAAACUUGACAAAAAAUCUGAAAAAUCUGACAAAAAGUCAGAAAAAUCUUCAAAGAAAGUUGAUGAAAAAGUAUCAAAGGAAGAGAAGAAUAAGCAGAAAAAUGAUGAAGAUAAAUCUAAAACAAUGAAAUCUGUUGAAGCAAAACCAAGAACGAAACCAAGAAAAUUAGGAAAAACAAAUUCUGAUGAUGAAAAACUUUCGAAACAAAAAGUGAAUAAACCAAAAUCACAAAGAAUAAUCAGACCAACACUUUCUAUGAAUGAACCAGGAAAAUCUCCAUUAGUCACUGAAAGACAAAAUAACUCUGAUGGUGAUUUAUCAUCAUCCUCUUCUUCAUCUUCUACUGAUACUCAAAUUUCGAUUUUCAAAUCUUUCAAGUCAAGAAAUGUCACUUCACAAUUAAUUGACAUUCCAAAGAAGAUCGAAACUCCACCACAAACACCUUUGACACUAAACCAAUCUACACCUAAUCUCAUAUCCAAAGAAAAGUCCCAUUCUUCAGAUGAUAACGAAGAUAAACCACAACCGUUGAUUUUCAAAUACAACGUGAGAUAUAAUGCAAGAAAAGUGAAGUCACAAGGUGAAGUGAUCACUUCCAAUUCUGGAAUGGCCACAGCAACGAAUACAACAACAGGAGGAACGAGUUCGACAACUUUGGAGUCUCCUGCAAUUCCAGAAAUUAAAAAUGUUCUUUCUACAACAGAAACAACGGAAUCUUCGUUUUCUUCAGAAAAUCAAAGAGUUAAAAACUUCGUGAACCAAAAACCACCACCUAUGAACUCGAGUAGCGAAUCAAGGAACCAUUUGAUCAGAGAAAACGAUAACAGUGAUGGAAUUGAAUUUGUUGAAACAGAAAGUGAAACUUCCUCUCAAAACUCUGAUUUAUCAAUUUUCAAGAAGUUCCCUCGUGUCAGUUUGAAUCAUUCCAAGCAGAUAACGAAAUCAUUGGAUAUACUACAAGACGAGAAUCAGAUAAACGAUGAUGAAUCAUCAAAUAAAGAUUCAUUGAAUAAUUUUUCAUCAGGAAAAUUCACUUUCUCUCAUCCUGAAUUUAAUUUGCUGCAACAAGAGAAGAAAAGACCAAAUUCAGCUCGUGUUUUGCUAGGUUCGAGGUCAGGAGACUUGGGGAUGGUGAGGAUUCAGCCUCCAAUGUACGAAGAAGAUUUAAAUUACAGUAAUUCAGAAUCAGACUCACAUCAAAAUAAGAAAAAGAGUCAGGUUAAAUUUAAUACUCAGCAGAAACAUACGAAACAUUAA